This is a messenger RNA of Henningerozyma blattae CBS 6284, 2295 nucleotides long. RefSeq names its product cullin CUL3 (gene CUL3). The transcript has a single exon. Gene Ontology annotation, biological process: protein ubiquitination; ubiquitin-dependent protein catabolic process. NCBI's taxonomy places the organism in Eukaryota, Fungi, Ascomycota, Saccharomycetes, Saccharomycetales, Saccharomycetaceae. Bases 1 to 2295 code for a protein of 764 amino acids. Gene Ontology annotation, molecular function: ubiquitin protein ligase binding. The record is from RefSeq and is a predicted model, not a curated record. Gene Ontology annotation, cellular component: Cul3-RING ubiquitin ligase complex.
AUGUUAAAUCACAGAACUAAAUUUAAAGUUCCCACUUCAUUAUCAUCCCCAGAACUUGAUUUCGAUGGAAUUUUGCUUGAAAUUACAGAUGCAAUCGAUUCUAUAUAUUUAGAAAAAACUGAAGUCCUCUCAUUUGAAAAAUUAUACAGGCAUAUAUAUUUAAUUGUAAUUAAUGGUGCAGGUUCUAAAUUGUAUGGUGAGAUUGAAAAAUUCAUGAGUUCCAAAUUGAGGGAGCUUAGAAAUGAUUUUACCAUCGAUGAAACACAAGAUGAAAUGGGAUUUUUGAAGAACUUAAAUCAGUUUUGGUUAAACCAAUGUAAAUAUUUUAAGAUUAUUAAUGAUUUAAUGUCAUAUUUCAAUAAAGUGUACUGUAAAGAAGAAAGAAAGUUUGAAGUUUACGAUUUAUGCUUAAACUUGUUUAGAAUUGAUAUAGUUAUUCCAUUACAUGAGUCAAUCUCAAACAAAAUAAUUAAUCAAAUUAAUAAGGUUCGAUAUAAUAAUGAACUUUUAUAUAUUGCAAAUACUGAUAUUUGGAAAUCUAUUUUCAAUAUGUUAGAGACAUUGCAAGAUGUUGACGACAAAGAUAAUUAUUUCAUAACAUAUUUUGAGCCAAAAUUUAUACAAAGGACCGAAAAUUUUUACUCUAAUUUUUUGAAUGUCGAUAGCCUAACUUUAGAUGAUUAUUUGGUAAAAGUAGAAAAAAUCAAAUCAUUUGAAAAUCACCUCGAUAAUUAUUUUUUAAAUCCUGAUACAACUUUGAAGAUAAUUUCAAUAUUAGACAAAUGUUUAGUUUGGAAUAAUAUUAUGGAUAAGGUACCAGCAUAUGUUAAAGAUUUAAUUCAAGUAAGCAACAAUGAUCAGUUGAAAAAAUUAUAUUCGUUAUCAUUAAACGAAGAAUAUAAAGGAAAAAUUAUAUCUACUGUUAGUGAAUGCAUAUUGGACGCUUUAAAGGAGUCAACUGAUAAUAAUAUUAACGACAACACCAAAAGAAUCAAGAAAACUCAGAUGUCUUUGAAUUGGAUUAGUAGUGUAUUAGAAAUUUACAAUAAAUACAAAGCUUUAUUGUCAUGUAUGAAAACUGAUAAAUUUUCAAUUUUAAAUGAGAAUUUAAUGAAAUAUCUGAAAGAUUUAGAAAAUUUAACGAUUGAAUCAGUUAUCAUAUAUCUAGAUACUUUUUUGAAAUUAUCUUCCAAUGAAAAUUUAUAUAAUGCAACCAAUAAUCAUACAAAUUCUGAUAGGUCUACCGAUACGAUUAAAAAAAAUAUAAAAGAUUGUACUAUUUUACUUAAAUUUAUUAAUGAGAAGGAUUAUUUUGAAAUAUUUUAUAAGAAACUAUUGUCUAAGAGGCUGUUACAGAAUCGUUCAAAUUUUGAAUUGGAAAAAUGGCUGGUUGGAAUCAUUAAAACAGAAAUGGGCUCAUUUGUUACAAUAAAAAUAGAAGGUAUGCUAAGAGAUAUUAAUAAAUCUAAAGAAUUAUUGAUUAAUUUUAAGAAGUCCGAAGAUUUAAACAAUAUAGCUUAUAUUCCGGAAAUUUUGACCAUAUCAUCUUGGCCUUUUGUUUCUGAAUUAAAUACUGAUUUGAUUAUAUUGCCGAAAGAAUUAUUGGAAAUUCAACAAAAUUUCCAGACAUUUUACAGCAGUAAAAAUUAUAAUGAUAGAACAUUGAGCUGGCAGUUCAAUUUACAAACAAUUGAAUUAAGAUGUUCAAUUAAUAAAAAUAUCUAUGAAUUAAUAAUGCCAUUUUAUUCAAGUUUAAUACUUCUCUUAUUCAAUGAAAAUGAGAUCUAUUCCACCUCUGAAAUUAAGGAGAAAACAAAUUUACCAGAGGCAGAAUUGAUUAAGCAAUUAUUAUCAUUAACGAUAGCUCCAAAAUGUAAAAUCUUGAAAAAAUCUCCUCCAGGGACUAAUAUAUCCCUUGAUGAUAAAUUUUCAAUCAACGUGUCAUUUAAAUCAUCAGUUACAAGAAUUAAAGUACCUACUUUGGUAAAUGGUGGUAUUUCUUCUAGUUCAAUUAAUGGGUUGGGUAAUGGAAGUGGCUUAACGGAUGAUCAGCAACUUGAACAAUUACAACUUGAAAAAUCUAGAACUCUUCAAAUUAAUGCAUCUAUUGUUAGGAUUAUGAAGAAUAGCAAAACUUUAACACACAAUGAAUUGUAUGAAAAAGUUGAGCAUGAUCUGUUAGACAGAUUUUCAUUGACAAAUAUAAUGUUUAAAAAAUCUAUUGAAAUUCUAAUUGAAAAGGAAUAUUUGCAAAGGUCACCUGAUGAUAUUAACUUUUACUUUUAUGUUGCAUGA